AUGAUUCGCGGCGGAAGAAACACCAUUACUUCCGUCCCUGCUUUCUCCAACGACGCAAAGAAGCUUCUUUUAUGCACUGCAAACUCCGUCUCCGUUUACAGCGUCGACACUGGCUUACGGAUUACUUCGCUCGAGGGUCAUACAGCACCUGUGACGACUGUGAUUGUUGUUCCAUUGCCGACAAAUACCAUCUUUCUCUGUUGGACGACGUCGCUUGAUGGGAAAAUUCGGCUUUGGGAUUUCUCAGAGCCGAAGAUUUUGAAGACCGUUGAUGCUCAGCUUCCGGUUUACUCUUUGGUGAUUCCAUCUCAUGUGUCUGAUGAUUUGAUUGCUUAUGCUUCGGUUGAGGAUUGUUCAAAUGUGUCCAAAGAUUUGUUUGGACAAAUCCGGAGAUUGAAUCUCUGUGAAGAGCCAUUUUGUAGUGGUGAUACUUUGAAAGAGAUGGAAGAACCGAAACCUAUUGUUAUAAGUCCCUCUGGAGAGUUUUUCGGUGUUUGUCACAAUUGUAAAAUACAUAUAUGGAAUGCAUCUUGUGAGGAAAUGGCAAAGGAGACGACGACAUUACAUCACACGCAGUUGAUUACUGUUUUCGCCUUUCAUCCCGAUAAGAGGAUGUUAGCAGCCGGCGAUGUAACAGGAAGAGUGUUGAUUUGGAAGGAAUUUGGUAAUGGAGAAGUUAUUUCAGUGAAAAGUGAACAUGAUGCUGAAUCUUGCACUGUUUUCAACUGGCAUUCCCAUGAAGUAACCGUCCUUAAUUUCUCUUCAGAUGGAACAGUUUUGUAUUCAGGGGGAAAGGAUGGGGUUCUUGUUGCUUGGCAGCUAGAUACAGGGAACACGCAACUUAUGCCAAAGAUAGAAUCUCCCUUGUUGUAUUUCAUCCUCUCUUCAGAUCCAACUCUUUCUUCUAUCAAGAAGUUUCAGGUGAUUUGUGCAGAUAAUCAGAUUCAUUUUCUUAAAAUGCCUUCCAUGGAGAUAUUGAGAACGAUUUCUGGUAUCAAGCCUCCAGCAAGGCCUAAGGGGUUAUUAUGCUACAUCAAAACGAUGGAUAUAUGCCUUAUCAGAACUGUGUCCAUUGAUCGUUCUUCCGGUAUAGCUGCUUUCUCCACAUCGAAUCAUCGUGUUCAGCUCUACAACCUUUUAAGUGACUGUGAAAUUUCUGAGGUUCAAGUUUGCGAGAGAAAUCAUCAACCAGAUGAUGAUGAAGUCCAGGUUUUUAUAUCAGCGGUUGCUCUCGCCCGGAAUGGCUCAGUGAUGACGACAGCUGAGGUUAGACUUGCUGCAGGGAGUUUGAGUGAAGGCUUAGUUUCUCUCAAGUUUUGGGUGUUUGUACCAGACAAAAAAACUUUCAGCUUAUCGACAGUCAUAAAUCAACCUCACAGGGAAGCUGCUAUCACAGCCAUUACCCUUAGCCCCGUCCGUUUCAUGGCGGUUACUACAUCUUCUGCUGGGGACUUCAAGAUUUGGGUUUGCAAUAGUGACAAGAAUCUGACACCUGAGGAUAAGUGGAUAUUUCAUGGAGUUGGCUCUUAUAAGAAAAAGCCAAUAACAGCUGCUGCGUUUUCCGGGGAUGGUUCUUGUCUGGCUAUUGCGGCUACAACAGUUAUUUUGAUCUGGGACCCGAAAAAGAACGAACUCAUGUUUGUAUUUGAAAAGUUUCAUGCGCCAAUUAUGGAACUCUCAUUCGCUGGAGGCUUCAUUGUUGCUGCAUCCCAUGGUCCCCCUUCCACACCGCAGUUAUCUGUCUGGGAUGUGAUGACGCUCGGUUUAUCAUGGUCGUAUAGAUUAUACAUGGAAGCCAUUGCCACUGAAGCGAGUUCAUCAGAUCCAUACUUUGCAGUUUUAACAUGGCUUCCAGAGUCUUAUAGGUCGGUAAAAUCUAAUGAGCAGAUCUUUCGCGGGAAAGAUGGUGCUAUCCUUUUGUUUGAUGGGUCAGGCCCUAAACCAGUAGCUAUUUGGACUGUAAUGAAUGCCAGGGGAGGAUCACUUUCAUUUGUGGAAGACAGUAAAAAGUCUCAGAUACUUCUCGCGUAUGUAAAUGGGAACCAUGAAUAUGUUCUUUUCGAUCCUCAUAGCGAUGAUACAACCGAGACUAGCGCCAAAGAUUACGAGGUUCUUCUUGCAGCAAUAACCAAGAAGAAGAAGCGAUCACGGAAGAAAACAUUGUUGGCGAUGUCAGAGAGACCUUUGGAAAAGAGGUUUUGUGGAUCAACACUCAAUAUCCCGCCUUUCCCCGAUGUGUGCGGUUCUUUCUUUGCUUCCCAUAUGCGGAAAAGGAUAUGCGAAAGAGUAGAGAUGCAACCUGAAAGCCAUAGCGCUUGA
Arabis nemorensis is the source of this 2319-nucleotide messenger RNA. Lineage: Eukaryota; Viridiplantae; Streptophyta; Magnoliopsida; Brassicales; Brassicaceae. The record is from the annotation of a GenBank genome assembly.